UUAUCAGGAAACUCAGACUAGCAAGGCCCAGGUUGGCCUGCUCUGAACACCAGCACUAUGCCUAUGAUACUGGGCUACUGGGACAUCCGUGGGCUGGCUCACUCCAUCCGCCUGCUCCUGGAGUACACAGACACAAGCUAUGAGGACAAGAAAUACACGUCGGGGGACGCUCCUGACUAUGACAGAAACCAGUGGCUGAAUGAGAAAUUCAAGCUGGGCCUGGACUUUCCCAAUCUGCCCUAUUUAAUUGAUGGAUCACAUAAGAUCACCCAGAGUAAUGCCAUCCUGCGCUACCUUGGCCGCAAACACAACCUAUGUGGAGAGACAGAGGAGGAGAGCAUUCGUGUGGACAUUUUGGAGAACCAGGUUAUGGACACCCGCAUACAGUUGGCCAUGGUCUGCUACAGCCCUGACUUUGAGAAAAAGAAGCCAGAGUACUUAGAGAGUCUCCCUGAGAAAAUGAAGCUCUACUCUGAGUUCCUGGGCAAGAGGCAAUGGUUUGCAGGGGACAAGGUCACCUAUGUGGAUUUCCUUGCUUAUGACAUUCUUGAUCAGCACCGUAUAUUUGAGCCCAAGUGCCUGGACGCCUUCCCAAACCUGAAGGAUUUCAUGGCUCGUUUCGAGGGCCUGAAGAAGAUAUCUGACUACAUGAAGAGCAGCCGCUUCCUCUCCAAGCCAAUCUUCGCAAAGAAGGCUUUUUGGAACCCAAAGUAGGCUGACAAAGGCCAGAUCUGGGGGAAUACUCAUGAGUACCCUGCUGGCUCUGGGCCUUAGCAGGGCUCUGGCUGCCACGACGAUGCACAGCUUUCUCCUUCUUUCCACUCCCAGUUCCUCCACUUCCUCCUCCCAGGCCUUCCCUCAGUCAAGCCUCUGGUUCCUUGGGCUCUCCAUUUCUUCAUCAGUCUCUUCCUAUCCCUUGUCUCUGCCCUGCAUCCAGCCCUUCCCUCACUGAUGGUUGGAAGAAUGUACCAGACCCCAGAAUCUCCAGCCUGGCCUGAGAGAUUAGAUCUGCCUGUGUGUUGCCCUGCUCCUUAGAGUGCGCAGCUAAGCCCCAUUUGAUUUGCAAUAAAGUAUGAGCCACA
Arvicanthis niloticus (Nile rat) is the source of this 1082-nucleotide messenger RNA. Its product is annotated as glutathione S-transferase Mu 2. The record is from RefSeq and is a predicted model, not a curated record. Gene Ontology annotation, molecular function: glutathione transferase activity. Lineage: Eukaryota; Metazoa; Chordata; Mammalia; Rodentia; Muridae. Gene Ontology annotation, biological process: glutathione metabolic process.